UAAAACGCGCCCGCAGAGCGAAAAGACGAAAGUGACGGAGCGCAAGAAGCAGCAGCGGAAUAAUCAACAAAGGCGGCAAACAUGGCGAGAGGAAAAAGGAUCCAGAAACCGGAAGUGGAGACCUCCGCCAUGGGAAUCCGGCAGAGGAGGCGAUUGUGCGUCGACCAAGUGGUGAGCGACCUGUGCCUGGGAGACUACGAGCAGGCCCUGCUGCGGAUCAACAAGGAGCUGGAGGGCAUGCAGGACCACGCGGAGAUAAUGGCUCUGCUGGAGCUGAAGAACAUCAUCGUAAGACUGCGACUGAAGGGCGAGGCCCAGCGGACGUUCGGCCCAACCCGCCAGUCGGAUGCCCUGCCCAAUGGAUUCACUCUCGAGAUGCUGGACGUGGUUCAGAAGGUGCUCCGGUGCCGCAAUCACUACGAGGUGCUGCGCGUUUCGCACCACGCCACUUACUCGGAGGUGAAGCGGGCCUACCACAAGCUGGCCCUACGUCUCCACCCGGACAAGAACCGGUCACCAGGAGCGGAGCAGGCCUUCCGCCGCAUCAGCCAGGCGGCGGACUGCCUCACGGACUGCCAAAAGCGGACCGAGUAUAACAUGGCAACGGCAGUGGGUGACUGCCAGGGGCAGCAUGCCUCCGAGUACGAGGACAACCUGGACGGGAGCGAAGUCAACGAGGAGGAGCAGGCCGACCUGGGGACCUGGGGACAUCGCAGGCCAUAUCAGGCGGCCAACCAGCGGAUGCCCCAGCGACAGUCGCUCUAUCAAACAGAACAGCUCGUAAUCGGAGUGCUGGCUGCGUUGGUUUUCCUCUUCAUCACCAUGCACUAUAUAGCAGCCGCACCUGCUUACAGUUUCACGCCAACCAGAACCCACAGUUUUCGUCGCGUCAGUCAGACGCAUCAAAUAACGUACUAUCUCAACCCAAAGAGUCUGGCGAAAUACACAGAGCAGCAGUUAGUCAAGCUGGAAUCGGAAGUCGAGCAGGUUUACAUCUCUGAUCUCAAGCAGAACUGCAAACAAGAGCGAACUUUGCGGGAAACAUUGCUGCUCAGGGCGAGGCAGGGAAACAAUCGUAAGCUGCUCCAACAUGCCAGCCAGAUGCCCACUCCGGCCUGCCACACGUUGCUCCAACUGGGAAAAUCUGGCAGCAGCCCACCACUGCUGCUGGAGAAUCGGUCUUUGCGAGAGCCAAACCAUUUGAAUCAGGACUAGGAAGGGAUGUUGUGUCAAGUUUUUGUGUUGCUAGAAGAGGAUUAGUGUGGAAAUAAAUCAGUAGUUUGUAAAAAA
This is a messenger RNA of Drosophila elegans, 1290 nucleotides long. Its product is annotated as dnaJ homolog subfamily B member 12. The coding region runs from base 82 to 1215 and encodes 377 amino acids. NCBI's taxonomy places the organism in Eukaryota, Metazoa, Arthropoda, Insecta, Diptera, Drosophilidae. Gene Ontology annotation, molecular function: Hsp70 protein binding. Gene Ontology annotation, cellular component: endoplasmic reticulum membrane. Gene Ontology annotation, biological process: cellular response to misfolded protein. The transcript has 4 exons. The record is from RefSeq and is a predicted model, not a curated record.